Naumovozyma castellii is the source of this 1896-nucleotide messenger RNA. It is a transcript of the gene TFB1, whose product is annotated as TFIIH/NER complex subunit TFB1. The coding region runs from base 1 to 1896 and encodes 631 amino acids. Lineage: Eukaryota; Fungi; Ascomycota; Saccharomycetes; Saccharomycetales; Saccharomycetaceae. The transcript has a single exon. The record is from RefSeq and is a predicted model, not a curated record.
AUGUCCCAUUCAGGUGCUGCCAUCUUUAAGAAGGUCUCUGGUAUUAUAACAAUCAACGAGGACGCCAAUCCAACUGAACUAAUAUGGAGGUCAACAGAUGGGGAUAAGACGCAUAUGAUUCUGCUGGACACAAUAGAUAAAUUACAAGCGACACCAGCCAGUUCAGAGAAGAUGAUGUUGAGAUUGAUGUCCAAAGUGGAUGAGAAUAAGAAAAUGAAGGAUGCUGAGGGAAAUGAAGUUGUGGCGAAACCUCAAACACACAUGUUUUCAUUUAAUAAUAGGGCGGUCAUGGAUAACAUUAAGAUUACUCUACAACAAAUCAUAUCCAGAUAUAAAGAUGAUGAGCUAUAUGAGGAGAAGCGAAGAAAGGAAGCUGGAGGAAGUGCAGAGAGCGCAAAUGAUGGCGUGACAUCGUCAUCUGCCACACCCAUGGCCGUCCCAUUGAUCAACACUGCCAAGUUGGAUGAUUCUUUAUCUAAGGAGAAACUGUUGACCAACUUGAAAUUGCAACAAUCGUUAUUGAAGGGGAAUAAGAAUUUGAUGAAGACUUUCCAGGAAACUGUUAUUCAUUCCGGUCUACCACCUGAUGAAUUUUGGUCCACAAGAAUUCCUCUCCUGAGAGCCUUUGCUUUGUCCACUUCGCAAAAAGUGGGACCAUAUAAUGUGUUAUCCACGAUUAAACCAGUGGCAUCGUCGGAGAAUAAAGUGAAUGUGAAUCUAUCUAGAGAGAAAAUAUAUAGUAUCUUUGGUAAUUAUCCCAUUGUGAAAAAGGCCUAUGAUGAUAAUGUCCCGAAGAAUUUUAAAGAACCUGAAUUUUGGGCUAGAUUUUUCUCAUCAAAGUUGUUUAGAAAGUUGAGAGGUGAAAAAAUCAUGCAAAAUGAUAGAGGUGAUGUUAUUAUUGAUAGGUAUUUGACUUUGGAUCAGGAAUAUGAUAGGAAAGAUGACAUUGCCUUGACUCAUCCCGUGACUAAGUUUAUUGAUAUUGAUGGGAAUACCCAGGAUGACCCUGUAAAAUUCGGUAAUAAACCUGAUUUUACCAUGCAACCAGGUGUUGAUAUUAAUGGGAACAGUGAUGGGACUGUUGAUAUCUUAAAGGGGAUGAACAGACUUAGUGAGAAGAUGAUUAUGGCACUAGAAAAUGAAUAUUCCAGAUCAAACUUACAACAAGAAGAUCCUGAUGAAGAGGAAAGGGAUGGUUUAAAGAUUAAUGAUUUAGAUGAAAGAUAUCAGGCAGAAUAUGCAAUGGUGCAUUUAAAGAAUAGACAACAUGAAGAAAGUUCGCCAACGCCGAAUUCAUCAGCUACUAGUGAUAGCAGUGAGAAAGCCACCAAUGUUAUAGAUACAGAAUUGGUCAAGACUCAUAUUACUAAUACAUUACACACAUUGAUAGAGAAAUUAGACCUUCGAAAGGUAGUCCCCGAAGGUGAUAUCAACAACGAAAUCAAUCAAAAAGUUAUACAGGCGGUGAAGAUUAAUGCUAAGCAAGCUAAACACAACAACAUGGACUCUAUUCUGGGAACAUUCGUUGGCAACAAGACAGAUGAAUCAGAGGCUAAAUCGGAGUUACCAACUGAUCUGUUAGAAAGUUGUAGGAUUCUUCAUAGUACAUGUUGUGAAUUCUUAAAGCAUUUCUAUCUUCAUUUUCAGAGUGGUGAAUAUAAGCAGGCCUCCAAAGUUAAGAAACUAUACACUCAUUUGAAAGACUGUAAGGAGAAACUGGAAGAAUUGUUCAACGACGUCAAGAAUGGGGAUGGCCAAGAAAUGGCUGAUACAUGUACGGCGUACUUGAGCCCCGUAUUGCAAUCCAUCACAGCAGCUAUAAAGCAUUAUGAAUAUCUGUAUGAAAUGAUCAAUCGGCCAAAAUCAGUGUCACCAGCACCACCAGUUAAUGCAUAA